This is a messenger RNA of Geodia barretti, 384 nucleotides long. The record is from the annotation of a GenBank genome assembly. Lineage: Eukaryota; Metazoa; Porifera; Demospongiae; Tetractinellida; Geodiidae.
AUGAGCCUGCCGGCCGACCGGGUGCUGGAGUACCGGCGCCGGGCUGACCAAAUGCUGGAGGCCCGGAAGAUCAAGGUGGUGGAGUACUGUCUGUGGAGCCGCCCCGAGUUCUUCUCAUUGCUGGUGGUGCCCGACGGUGAUCGCCGGGUGGUUGGUCGGGACGGCUACGAUCCCGAGGUAAGGGACAACCUGGCGGCCGGCGUGGACGAAGUGCUGACGCUGGCGCAGGAUAUGGGCGGGAUCAUGGAGUACUGCCACGGCGUCGGCAUCAAGCUGCACCACUUGUUGGGUCGCGAGUUGGGAGUCAGCAGGGAUGCGCUGCUGGAUAUCAAGCGAGCGCUGGAUCCGGCGGGCAUCAUGAAUCCGGGGAAAUUGACGUUGUAG